AUGAGCAAUAAGGAGAGAUUGGAGUUCCUUUAUAACCCAAAGGCUUUAUUGGAAUACGACAAUGAAAAGUAUUUACUGGAAAACACUUCCAAAAUAUUAGGUGAAACAAAUUUUCAAAACCAAGAAGAAUUUGUGCCUGAUUUUGAUUUAGAAGAAAAAGAAAUAAUAAACAGACUAAGAGAAGAUCCCUUACUAAUCAUUAAAAAGAUGGAACUGAAACAUAUGAAGAUAGUUGAUGAAUAUAACAAGAAAAUAGAUGAAUUUACUCAAAAGAAAUCGACAUUACCGAAUACAGAAAGAAAUACAAAGUUUAGAAAAAGCUCUCUUUCAAGAUCACCCGAAAGGCGAUCAGACCCAUACUUUUCACAUAAUUAUAAACAUUCACAUGACUCAAGAAAGAAUUAUCUCACAAACAAAUAUGGAAACAGAAAUGGAAAUGACAAUCAUCUCUCAAAGUCUCAAAAAGAAGAAAAACUUCAAAAUAUGAUAAAUUAUGGGAAAUUCAUUCAAAAUGAAAGAAGCCACAAAUUUAACGCUAAAAAUAUUUCCAAGGAAGAACCCGCCAAAAAUCACAAUCACAAUUAUUUGCAAGAAAUGAGAAGUCAAAUCAAUCAAAAACAAAUUUCAUCUUUAGAACAGAGAAUGAAGUUUAUGAAAAAUUGA
Cryptosporidium ubiquitum is the source of this 663-nucleotide messenger RNA. RefSeq lists its product as uncharacterized. The transcript has 2 exons. The record is from RefSeq and is a predicted model, not a curated record. NCBI's taxonomy places the organism in Eukaryota, Apicomplexa, Conoidasida, Eucoccidiorida, Cryptosporidiidae. Bases 1 to 663 code for a protein of 220 amino acids.